AAAAACCAACAAAAAAAAUAAGUUUGUCUUUCUUUGUGAAAAUUUUUAAGUUUAAUUCGAAAAUACUGAUAAUAAACACUAAUGUCGGACAACCAGGAUAAAGAAGAAACAUUGGCCAGCUUUCAGACCAUAACUGGCAUUGACGAUGUUGGCGAGGCCUUCUCACAUCUGGAGGCGUCGAAUUGGGAUCUUAUGGAAGCACUCAAACGUGUCAUGCCACAAGAGGAUGCACCAGUAUUUAAUACAAACAUACAACCUCCAGAGCCACCAGCACCAGAUCCAGUGGCCGUAGCACUAUCUAAUAGCAAUGGAUUUAGGCCUUUCAACUAUGAUGAAAUGCCAGGACCCUCACAAAGUGCACGCAUGUUUCCCCCUUCACAGUCACAAUUGCUGGCACAGCUGACUUCGAGCAUUAAUCUGGAUCCCACGAAACAGAAUAACAACCAAAAUGUUAUAAAAUUCAACAUACAUUUCAAUCAGCAACUAUAUCAGAUAUGCAUGCCACCAAAUGCCACUAUAGAGCAACUGAAGCGAAAGAUCUUUGAUGUGACCAGCGUGCCACAAUGUCGUCAAGCCAUUAGAGGCUGGCAACCGUCCAGGGCCAGUGAAGCACAACAGCCGAGCACACAGCUAUGCAAUUUGGAUUUAAGUCCUGAAAACGACCUCAUACUUAUUGAUCUAACUGAUGAUGGCUUUAUGGAUACAGAACAAGAUGAAGUUACGCAACGUAUGGAUAAGGUGUUCAAUCUCAAGAUUGUGCAGCAGCCGGAGGGUCGUGAGUUUUCACUCAACCCAUCUGGACAAACCACAAUACAAGAGCUGAAAACUAACGUCUAUUACAUUACCAACAUACAAGUGCGACAUCAGGAAUGGACUGGCUGGCCCAGCGGUUGUAACAAUGACACUAACAUAGCGCAAUCGGGCAUAGAAGAGACCCAUAGUUUUGUAGUGCGCAACAUGGCGAAUCGUGCUCAAAACAAUGCCAAUUUGCACGCAAACACCGAGGUCGUUAUACUUGAUAGCGAAAGCUCAGCGGAUGAAUUUGAGGAUGCCACGGACUUUAACAACUCAGAAUAUAUUUUCUCAGAUUCACCACCAGUGCAGCCACUAAACCGACAUUUAAUACCCAACAACACAAACGAUGAGACUAGUGGAUCCUCACAAUUUGUAGAAAAUUAUAGACAACGCUUCGGCGAACCAUUUCCAGAUUUUUUUGUGGGCAGCUUGGAUAACGCGUUAAGGCUUGCAUGCCACAAGCCUGCCAAGGAGCGUAAAUUAUUGGCAAUUUACUUGCACCAUGGCGAGAGUAUACUCACAAACGUAUUCUGUGAUCAUCUGAUGAAGGAUGAGGCCAUCAUACAAACAUUCAAAGAGAACUUUGUUCUUUAUGGCUGGGAUAUGACCUAUGAGAGCAACAAGGACAUGUUUCUAUCCUCGCUGACAGCCUGCAUUAAUAGUAAUGCUUCAUUAACGGCUAGAAAUAUUAAACUAGACAAACUACCCGCCAUUAUGUUAGUUGGCAAGAGUCGUCUAAUGGGCCGUCAAACUUGCGAGGUUUUAUCUGUGAUUCAUGGGAAUAUUGGUUUGGGUGAUUUGCAAUCUCGUCUGAUUGAGACAACUGUUCUGUAUGAGGAGCAACUGCAGGGCGAGAUACGCGAGGAGGAUGAGCGAGCGGCGCGCGAUCAGGUAAAGGCUGAGCAGGAUAUGGCAUAUGAGGCCACGCUGCAGGCAGACAUGGCCAAAGAUGCAGCCAAACGACAAAAGGAAGCCGCUCAAGCAGCUGAACGCAAACGCAUUGAAUCUGAACGUGCCGAAGAAGAUGCCAGACGCGAGUCUAUCAGAUUAGUGGCAAGUCAAUCUUUACCACCAGAGCCCGCCGAGCAUGAAGCAAACAUUUCCAAAAUACGCGUACGUAAACCAACUGGCGAUCAUUUGGAGCGACGUUUCUCCAUAUACCAUACACUACAGGAUCUAUUGAAUUUUGUGGCUGCUAAUGGUUUCCUCAUUGAUGAGUAUAAAGUGUUCAGUGGCUGGCCACGUCGGGAUCUGACCGCCAUUGAUGGUAGCCAGACACUAGAGUCGCUAAAAUUAUAUCCACAGGAGACGGUCAUAUUAGAGGAGCGUUUUUGAUUUGCAUAAAGUUUUACGUUUUGCUGAGUUCCAAAGCGUUCUCGUUUACAUUGGGUUUAAGUUUUGCAUAAAUAAGUGAAACCACUACAACAAAAAAAUCAGUUAGAAUUGUAUUUAU
Messenger RNA from Drosophila busckii, 2248 nucleotides. It is a transcript of the gene casp, whose product is annotated as FAS-associated factor 1. Gene Ontology annotation, molecular function: ubiquitin binding. The record is from RefSeq and is a predicted model, not a curated record. The transcript has 13 exons. Bases 82 to 2130 code for a protein of 682 amino acids. NCBI's taxonomy places the organism in Eukaryota, Metazoa, Arthropoda, Insecta, Diptera, Drosophilidae. Gene Ontology annotation, cellular component: endoplasmic reticulum; nucleus.